Messenger RNA from Helianthus annuus (common sunflower), 2439 nucleotides. RefSeq names its product prolyl endopeptidase. NCBI's taxonomy places the organism in Eukaryota, Viridiplantae, Streptophyta, Magnoliopsida, Asterales, Asteraceae. Gene Ontology annotation, molecular function: serine-type endopeptidase activity; oligopeptidase activity. Gene Ontology annotation, cellular component: cytosol. The record is from RefSeq and is a predicted model, not a curated record. The transcript is spliced from 11 exons. Gene Ontology annotation, biological process: proteolysis. The coding region runs from base 68 to 2260 and encodes 730 amino acids.
CAAGUAAGUUAUUUAAAAAACGAACCCCUCAAAAUCGAUCUCGCUUUCUAUCUAUUUCAGGUUGGGUAUGGGCUCGGAUUGUGUCGCGUGUGAGCCAUUGCGAUACCCAGAUACUCGUCGAGACGAUUAUGUGGUUGAUAACUAUCAUGGUGUUCCUAUUUCUGAUCCCUAUAGAUGGCUCGAGGAUCCUGAUUCUAAAGAGGUAAAAGAGUUUGUCGAAAAGCAGAUGAAAGUGACGGAGUCAGUGCUUUCGAAUUGCAAUUAUCGGGAGAAGCUUCAUGCGUGCAUGACCAAGUCAUUUGAUUACCCCCGCUACGGGUGUCCGUUUCAGAGAGGGAAUAAGUAUUUUUAUUUUCAUAAUCCAGGCUUAUGCCCACAUCGAGUUCUCUACAUUCAAGAUAGUUUAAAUGACGAAGGCGAGGUUUUGCUCGAUCCGAAUCAACUAAGCGAGGAUGGAACCGUUGCUUUACGAGUUUGCGAGGUUAGCCAUGAUGCAAAAUACUUGGCUUAUGGUCUAAGCUCAAGUGGAAGUGAUUGGUUAACUCUACAAGUUAUGUGUGUUGCUAAUAAGACCAUCGAGCCAGACAAACUUUCAUGGCUGAAGUUUACAUCGAUCAGUUGGACUCAUGACACAAAGGGAUUUUUCUAUUGUCGUUUUCCUGCUCCUAAGGAUAGCGAGAACAUGGAUGCUGGCACAGAAGUGAAUGUUAACCACAAUCAUCAACUCUAUUAUCAUUUAUUAGGGACGAAACAAUCCGAAGAUAUAUUAUGUUGGGAAAAUCUUGAAAACCCGACACACAUUCUUGAAGCGAGACUCUCGGAUGAUGGAAAGUACCUUCUUAUGAACAUAUGUCAAGGCGCAAUACCACUCAACAAAUUCUACUGUUGUAAUCUAUCUACGUUACCAAACGGUCUCGAAGGUCAUAAACGCGACGACCUUCUCCCUUUCGUGAAGCUCAUCGAUGAUUUUGAGGCCCGUUACGAAGCCAUUGCAAAUGAUGACACAAUAUUUACUUUCUUAACCAACAAGCAAGCUCCGAGGUACAAGGUAGUUAGAGUAGAUCUCAAGAAACCAGAUCACUGGAUUGAAGUGCUUCAAGAAUCUAAAAAUGAUGUUAUUGAGUCAGUUCUACCCAUUAAUAGAAACCAAAUGAUUGUGACAUAUUUAAGUGAUUGCAAACAUGUUUUACAAAUAAGAGAUUUUGAGAGUGGUGCCUUGUUGCACAAGUUACCUAUUGACAUAGGUAGCAUUGACUACAUUAGUGCUAGGCGUGAAGAUAAUAUGUUUUUCGUCAAGUUUAGUAGUUUCAUCAAUCCAGGUGUCGUUUAUCGCUACGAUUUGAAACCAACGGGUCCGGAUUCCAAGGUUUUACGCGAUACUGUGGUUCCAGGAUUCGAUCAAGCGGAGUACCAUGUUAAUCAGGUGUUUGUGCAUAGUAAGGAUGGAACACGAGUCCCGGCAUUUAUAGUGGCUCCGAAGGAUAUAGAACUAGACGGAUCGCACCCGUGUUUACUAUAUGGGUAUGGUGGAUAUGGCAUUAGUUUAACGCCGUCUUUUGACAUGACGCGUGUUGUUUUGGCACGGCACCUAGGUGUCGUGUUUUGUGUUGCGAAUAUUCGCGGUGGUGGAGAGUAUGGCGAAGAAUGGCACCAAGGCGGGUCGCUUGCGAACAAACAAAACAGCUUUGAUGACUUUGUUUCGGUAGCUGAGUACCUUAUUUCGAAAGGCUACACUAAUCCCAGCAAGUUAUGUAUUGAAGGUGGAAGCAAUGGUGGCAUCCUCAUAGGUGCUUGCAUAAAUCAGAGACCAGAUCUGUUUGGUUGUGCUCUAGCUCAUGCCGGGGUCAUGGACAUGCUACGGUACCAUAAGUUUACCAUUGGUCAUGCAUGGGUUCACGAGUUUGGUUGUUCGGAUAGAGAAGAGGAUUUUCGUUACCUAAUCAAGUACUCACCAUUGCACAAUGUUAGACGACCAUGGGAAGAUUCAUCCACCAAGGCUACACAAUAUCCGUCUUGUAUGCUACUAACCGCUGAUCAUGAUGACCGUGUUGUGCCAUUACACACGUUGAAGCUAUUAGCGACUAUGCAACAUGAGCUAUGUACAAGUGUGAAGAACAGCCCACAGGUUAACCCAAUCAUUGGACGAAUCAGUAGGAAAUCCGGGCAUGGCUGUGGGAGCUCGACACAAAUAAUGAUUGAUAAAUCAGUAGAUUGUUAUAGCUUCAUGGCAAAGGCGUUGGGUGCAUCCUGGAAAGAUUAAGGAUGAUCUUAUAUAAUACAUCAUGUUCAAAUGUGUACUAAAAAGAAGAUAUUAAUAUGGAUAUAAGUUUUUUUUUGUGACUAAAUGCUAUGCAAAAUGCUUAAUUAUUGGUGUCGUAUCUUUGUUAUAGAGUGUAUGAAAUGCAAAUGCAAAUGCAAGUAUGCAACAAUAGAAAUAUA